UAUCUAGUUUCAACCGACAAUUCAAUGGUUUGAUAAUCAAUUCGCGACUCCAUGACAAAAUUCUAUAUUUAAUGAUGUAACAAUUACACGUUUCUGUGUAUAAAUAAUUAAAUUGUAUGUUGCUUAUCCUGAGUAUUGUGCAAUGCGGACGGUACAUUUAAUAAUUCGCUUACGUGAUAAAUAAGUGGCAUGAAAAAUAUUUGCAAGCAAUAAUACAUUGCCAUUUUAGGCUUAGUCCGCUACCUAACUGAAAGUGUUAUUGACCAAAAUAAGAAUAGGAAUACAUAGUUCUAAAAAGGCACUUCGUAUAUUAAAAAUUAUACAUUCUUCACAAACUAUUGGUCGCUAAAGGACAUCCUAAAUAAGACGAUAAACUAUACGUAUUUUAAGCAAGGAAUUAAAGUUGGAGACCACAGCACAAUGAAGUUUUUAUUUGAAAUAUUAAGACUUUUUAUUAAAAAGCCGUCUUCGGGCGGAACCCUCAGAGCUUGGAUACUUUCCGCACUCAUGGUACAUGGAGCAGUGGCUGGAAACCCGGACGCAAAACGGUUAUAUGAUGAUCUUUUAAGCAACUACAACAAAUUAGUUAGACCUGUUGUUAAUACGACAGAUGUUCUAAAAGUUUGCAUUAAAUUAAAACUUUCACAGCUUAUAGAUGUGAACCUAAAAAAUCAAAUUAUGACCACCAAUCUUUGGGUCGAGCAGUCGUGGUAUGAUUACAAACUUCGUUGGGAACCUAAAGAAUAUGGUGGAGUUCAUAUGCUGCAUGUUCCUUCAGAUCAUAUAUGGAGACCGGAUAUUGUCCUUUAUAAUAAUGCUGAUGGUAACUUCGAAGUGACUCUUGCAACUAAAGCCACAAUUUACUCAGAAGGAUUAGUUGAAUGGAAGCCACCAGCAAUAUACAAAUCAUCCUGUGAAAUAGAUGUAGAAUAUUUCCCAUUUGAUGAACAGACCUGUGUUCUAAAAUUUGGCAGUUGGACUUAUGAUGGGUUUAAGGUUGAUCUGAGGCACAUGGAUGAACAACAGGGCAGCAACGUUGUUGCUGUGGGUGUGGACCUAUCUGAAUUUUAUAUGUCUGUGGAAUGGGACAUUCUCGAAGUUCCAGCUGUUAGGAAUGAAAAGUUUUAUACUUGUUGCGACGAACCAUACUUGGACAUCACAUUUAAUAUAACAAUGAGAAGGAAGACGCUUUUUUAUACUGUUAAUAUAAUAAUACCGUGCAUGGGAAUAUCAUUUUUAACUGUAUUAACAUUUUACCUUCCAUCGGAUAGUGGAGAAAAGGUCACACUAUCUAUCUCCAUUCUUAUUAGUCUUCACGUGUUCUUUCUUUUGGUGGUUGAAAUUAUACCACCAACGUCAUUGGUUGUUCCUUUGCUGGGAAAAUACCUAAUAUUUGCCAUGAUACUUGUGUCUAUCAGUAUCUGCGUGACGGUUGUUGUUUUGAACGUUCAUUUUCGUUCACCUCAAACUCAUAAAAUGGCACCCUGGGUUAAGCGCGUCUUUAUUGACUUUUUGCCAGCGUUUUUAUUCAUUAAAAGGCCGACGUACAACUUUGAAACGAGUAAAUUACUUUUAAAGGACACACAUGCUUGCUUUUAUCCUUAUUAUUCUGCAACAAAUAUCGAUCGACUCGUGUCUUCAGGAUACAACAAUAGUCUGCCAAAAGAAGAUUUAUCGCAAAGCAUUACGGCGAAUGGACCAUUUGGAGGAAGUUGUCAGGUUCAUGGCCCAGUGCCGCCACUCACCCAUUGUAGUUCAGACGAAAUAGCCGCCGUCCCCGAUAUGGAUAUCGGACCCUUAGGGAUGAAAAGUCCCAUUUUAAAUAAUCCAGCAUUUUCCCACUCUAAAUGCCUUCCUAAAAUUCACAAAAGCUGUUUUUGUGUGCGCUUUAUUGCAGAGCAUACAAAAAUGCAAGAGGACUCAACUAAAGUUAAAGAGGAUUGGAAAUACGUUGCUAUGGUAUUGGAUAGACUUUUUUUGUGGAUAUUCACGUUGGCAGUUGUGGUUGGGACCGCCGGAAUAAUUUUACAAGCUCCUACGUUAUAUGACGACCGCAUCCCGAUUAUUGAGCAAAAGGAUUUGGACUUUUCAGGAACAUCAGCCGGUCGCUGUAGACCUCCACAAUAACAUUAUUAUAUUAAAAGAAUUUAAUUUUAAACUGAGGUGUAUCAGAUUAUUAUUACAAAAUGAACUUUAACUAAUAUUUUCUGCAGGAAAAAAUGUUAAAAAUUACAUAUGUGUGUAUUGAAGGCUUUAAGUAACAAAUUACCUAUUUUUUAUUUUUGACCACAUUUAGAUAUUCCAAAGUAAUUUGGUAUUCUUAGGCACUUCAAACCACGACAUUUUUUUUAUUUAUCCUUGUCAACGAACUUAAAGAAUAAAAUUUUAACAUUUUAAUCUUAAACCAGAAAUGCAGAAAUGUUGAUUACGAUCUUACAUAUUCGAAAGAGCACACAAAACAACAAAUCCAUAAAGUGUUCAGCUUUUCAAAUAUACAUUUACAAGAAAAACGGUUUAGUGUGAAAAUAGCUUCGAAGAAGUGCAAUCAUCCGUUACUCGUAGAAAAAAAGGGUACACUAGAUUCGAUGAAGGAAAAGGCUUAAUCGCAUAAGGAGUAUUAAUUCGAUGCAAUGUCCGUCGGUUAGUCUGUAUAAAUGUCAAGAUGUCUCAGCUUAAGUUUGUUUAAGAUUGUUGCCAUGCCCGCAUUAACGAAUAAAACCCGCUCAAAACUGUCACCCAAAUAAUUUUCAGCUCUACGACGCAUAUUAAAAAAAGAUGUCUUGUACAUUUUUUUUAGAGCAAAGGCUAUUGAGGCAUUCACCAGUCGCAUGUCGACUACCCCAUGCAAAUAAAUGAAACUGUAAACUUGUUGUGCAGAUUCUACCGUACUUUUUUUUCAGUCGGAGAAUACCGACUGGCUACGCUUCAUGAGGAUACAAAUUUUUAUGAGAUGAUUAGUAUUUAUUUCAUAUUUAAUUAGUAAUAGCAUCAUUUAAAAAUUAAUAUCUUUGUGAGUUCGAUGUAGUUGAGUUUCCCAACUAUUAGAUACCUGUUACUCAACUAGUAGAAGUGCGAACAAGAAAUUUUAAAAACUUUAUUGCAUAUGGAUAAAAAUUGGGAAAAAAUAAAAUGAAGAAAACAAAUUUUUUAAUUUUUCAAAAGAAUGGGCGAUAUAGUUCUGGACGGUUUGUUUGUCUUCGAAAAGGCGUGGCCAAAAUGUUAUAAAACAAAAAAUUGGCAGGACAAAUAAUAAACGAAAAAACACCAAAACAUUUGUCAGAAUGUUGGGCGAGGCAGUCUUACCUGGAUCGUGGGCGUAUAAAGAUCAACUUAAAAAUUAACUUUCUAGCUAUCAUGGCCACAUCGAGUCGGAUAUUGAGAAAAAUACUUAACAGGGUCUGAGACGAUUCCAACUACUUGAUACCUACUUUAUAUCGAAUCUAGUACACUCCUUUAUUCAAAGGGUAUUAAAAUUCCGAAAUAGGCAAAUUAUUUCAAUAUGUCAAUAGACAGUUUACAAAAACUCUUAUAUAUAAUAUACAAUGUAUGGUAUUGUUUUCAACUUGCAUUUUCAAUCACUUAUUCGUACACUUAAGUUCACUUAUGUGCGUACAAUUUUUUUCCAGGACAAUAUUAAUUGACAUAGCAUAACAUUUUGGAGGCGUUACACAUGUCGUGAGCAUUAAGUAUUUCCGGCGGUUCUAUUUAUUUUGUUUAUGACAAUAUUCAAUUUUAAUUUUAAACACGAAUGGAUAUAUAUUUUCUAGCCAUAUCCGUUUGCUCGAAAGCUUGUCUGCUGCUCUUUUUUCCGCCCGAAAGAAUCUUGAGAGGUUACGAACUUUACAUUUCGGCAAGACGAUUAUUAUAUAUCCUUGAAUGGGUGUGCCGAAAAUAAACAGUUUUUAUGUUGAAUAUCUUCAAAUAAUUAUUCGACGGUUCAUAUGACAGCUACAUAAGUAUUCGAAAUAGUUUUGAGAUUAUAAUUGAAAUAAACCCGAAAUGUUCAAAUAGCUGGUAUAUACCGAACUGAAGCCUAUCAUGAUCAGAAACAACGAAGCUUAGAUUUCAUUCCCAUUAUUUAUUUUAUAUAGUGGUCGUCUUUAACCCAUAUUGAAGCAAAAAUAAUUAAUGACAAAACGCAGAACAAAACAAAUUAUGAUCAAAACAAAGGAAGAACCUUUUAUUUUCUUACGAUUAUUCUUAUUCCAGCUAUUUUAUGAGUGGUCCGAUCCAGCCCCUUCCGACUUUUUUAUAAUAAAAAGAGACUUGUUCACAAAUUGUAUGCAGAUAAUUUGCGUAGAAAAUGACAGACAGACGGAUCUACGGUCAUAGCUAUAUCGACUCGGCUGUUAACUCUUGAUACUGAUGACCGAAAUCAAUAUGCAACGGUAUAAAAAUAACAUUAUUACAUUUACAUUAACAUUUACAUUAUAAGAAAUAUGAGAUCACAUCUCAGACAAAUAGUCUAACCCUACGAGGCACGUAAACUUUCCGUCGUACUGAAGUCUUAAACUCUGCAAAGUCCUGUCACCCUACCCUUGUACGGGUGGUUGUAAAUCAAUCGUAUAACUUUGUUUCUUCUCCCGCCCACUUAGCGAACCGAAACCGCCAACAACGCUCAGUGCAGUCGCCCACACUUCUUUUAUGUUUGACGCACACGAACCGCCCAAAACUCCAACGCCCACACUUAUAAACAUUUCAUUUAUUUUUGUCAUUUUAAUCCACAAUAUCUAUCGAUAUGACAGAAAAACUAUGAAAUUUCGCGUUGGCAAUUCCGCUAGCUGAGUAACGGGUAUCUGCAAGUCAAGCAUUAGCAUUAGUCGUUCUCUCUUGCAAACAAUCUAAUUUUCCUUUUCCAUGCCCCAAGGAAUUACAAUAAAUGAAACCCCUCGAAUUGCCAAUCUCGAAAAAAUUAGUUUUUUCUGCCGUUUUUGAAUAUCUGCACUUCCUUCGUAAUCCCACUGGGUAUCUCGCAUAUGAUGGUCAAAGAAAUUUACUGUUUUUUUGAUUUGUUUUAGAAAUACUAUUUUAAAUUUGUCUCCCUGCCUUUGUUGUUUUAAAUAAAUGGAUGGAGAAGGCAAAAGAGCCGACGAGCCAUGGUAUUUAUACAUUUUAAAUUGAUCCAAAAAGUAAAAUAAAAGUAGUUUGCUAUAUCUAGAUGGCGUUGAAUAUUACUGUCCAACUAACCAAAGUUCACUUGUCUCAGAUUUUAACUUAAUUUGGAGCUUUAUACAGUAUACAGAAGAUUUUAUUUCACCACCUAUCAUAAUUCAAAUUAAAAUUGUUUUUGAAAUAGUAAAGCGGUAAAUUAAAAACUAUAUGUCUAUGAAAAUCUGUCUAUAAAAAUAUGUAUAAUUUGAUUAAAUUAAUUUUUCAUUUGUAAGAAUUACUAUAAUUAUUUAAAAUUUAAAAACUCUUGUACGGCUUUUUGACUCAAAAUCUUUGCUUACAAAAAAGAUUUGUCCCCGCAUAAGUCAACACGGUGUUGACAUGGUGUUCUCAUGGUACUCAAAAAUAAUUAAGUAUGUAUCAAAGUAUUAGUGCGAAAAAAUGUGAAAUAGAAAGUUAACAUUUUAGCAUAUAGGAAUACAACUAUUAAAAUGAAUUUAAAUGUAUGAAUUUGUUACAAAAUAAAGUUAAUUUAU
Molecule: messenger RNA, 5645 nt
Organism: Drosophila melanogaster (fruit fly)
Lineage: Eukaryota; Metazoa; Arthropoda; Insecta; Diptera; Drosophilidae
Gene: nAChRalpha4
Product: nicotinic acetylcholine receptor alpha4
Biological process (GO): synaptic transmission, cholinergic; chemical synaptic transmission, postsynaptic; excitatory postsynaptic potential
Cellular component (GO): membrane; postsynaptic membrane; plasma membrane
Molecular function (GO): extracellular ligand-gated monoatomic ion channel activity; monoatomic ion channel activity; acetylcholine-gated monoatomic cation-selective channel activity
Source: RefSeq, marked reviewed